AUGGAAACUGAUCAUAAAAAAGUUAACUUUUCAUUAAAAUCAAUAGACUGUUUCCCUUCUUCCCUUAAUAGAACAACGACCCCACAGCCACCCAACACGCAUCCACAAUACCCUACCACCCUUCCUCCCAUUCUUCGAAGGGUGCCUGAGCUGCCCUCUUCCUUGCUCACACCCCAGGAGAGGCUCAAGAAGCAAACCUGGGCUCAAAUAAAGAAGCCCAGCGAAGGCCUCCUGCACUUGUGCGGAGAGGAAGCUCAGUCAACUCUGCCGAGAGGGGAAGCGGCGGCAGGGGAAUGGCACAGGAGCUCCGGUGACAAGGCCGCCUUCACGGCCGCCACUCCUACCCCACCGCUGGGUGGCGUGGGUGAGGGCUCCCUCUUUGCCCUUCCCUCAAGAAAUCGCGUCGUUUUUUCCGGGUCUCCGCGCCCGACAAUUUUUCUGAUCUCUAGGGAGCAGGUGACAGCCGCCGACCACUCGCGGCUCCUGGGCCUUGGCUCUGGUACUCGCCACCGCCCAACUCCCUUUCCCCCCAAUCUGGAUUUUUUUUUCCUCUUCUUUUUCCCAAACCUCCAAACAGGAAAUAGCUUGAGUCACAAUAAUACACAGGAGCGGCCGCGGAGGCCAUUCGUGCACGCCCAUUCCCGGGGCAGCCUCCUGUACUCCCGCUCUGCCAAGCGCUGCCAGCUACCCGCGCGGGCAGCGCAGGGGACACAAGCGCAGCCGCUGGCGCCGAGUCACAAGCACCGGCAAGCGCCUCCUUAGCCCUGCGCGGGACUCCGCCGCCGGCUACCUACUCCACCCUUCUCCAGGGUGCGGAAUACCACGUUGUUAUCCUCUCCCUGUGAGUGGGACUGGCACGUGGGCUCCAGCUCAAGACGCAAGUAUUCUACGAAGCACAGACUCCUGCUGGCCAGCAGCCUGCUUUCCCAG
Molecule: messenger RNA, 930 nt
Organism: Marmota monax (woodchuck)
Lineage: Eukaryota; Metazoa; Chordata; Mammalia; Rodentia; Sciuridae
Exons: 2
Coding region: 1-762 (253 amino acids)
Source: RefSeq, a predicted model, not a curated record